Molecule: messenger RNA, 2561 nt
Organism: Paralichthys olivaceus (Japanese flounder)
Lineage: Eukaryota; Metazoa; Chordata; Actinopteri; Pleuronectiformes; Paralichthyidae
Product: ras-related protein Rap-2a
Biological process (GO): Rap protein signal transduction; negative regulation of cell migration
Cellular component (GO): plasma membrane
Molecular function (GO): GDP binding; GTP binding; GTPase activity
Source: RefSeq, a predicted model, not a curated record
UUUUUUUUGCCUCAGUACGGGAGCCGAGUGGGGACCGGCUGGUUACGCAGCGGCCGUGGGUCUCCACCCGAGAGUAUGGCGGCUGGGAUCGCGCAGGAGAGCGGGGGAGAGACGGAGACAUGCCCGCGAUGGUGAAACGAGAAACAAAGAGAUUCGCAAGUUGUUCCAAGAAGCUGUCGAGAGACUUUGAGUUGUUGUUCCUGCGGAGGCCUCACCGGCUGCAGUUCAUUGUCAGCUCUAAACCCAGCGUCCUUUCUCCCCCUCGAUGGAGCAAGUUUGUUAUUUCCUCCUGAUGCACAGAGAGGAGUCAGGCUAAGCAGAUGAGAACCGGUCCGGUCCACAUCAUCGGCCGAUAUUCUCCUCCUCCUCCCCCGGUGCACGUUUGGGACGAUCGCGGCGCUCGGAUGCUCGUACAGCGGUCAGUGUCUGGCCUGCGUGGGGUAAUUUCUACAAUGAAAUCCGUGUUGGGGGCACCGAGUCUUUGUGCUCUGCCGUAGCCGAGCAGCAAGGCGAGCAGGACCGUGUGCGCGUUUCUUGACAGCCCGUCCGACAUGGCCCAGGAGCGGUGAUUGUUUUGGGUUCAUUUCAAUGACGCGCGGACACUUGGCACCUUAACGAGUCGAUUUCAAAUCCACGAUGCGCGAGUACAAAGUGGUGGUCCUGGGCAGCGGCGGGGUCGGGAAGUCCGCCCUCACCGUGCAGUUCGUCACCGGGACGUUCAUCGAGAAGUACGACCCGACCAUAGAGGAUUUCUACCGCAAGGAGAUCGAGGUGGACUCCUCGCCGUCGGUGCUGGAGAUCCUGGACACCGCCGGCACCGAGCAGUUCGCCUCCAUGCGGGACCUCUACAUCAAAAACGGCCAGGGGUUCAUACUGGUCUACAGCCUUGUCAACCAGCAGAGCUUCCAGGACAUAAAGCCGAUGAGGGAUCAGAUCAUAAGAGUGAAAAGGUACGAGAAGGUUCCCGUCAUCCUGGUGGGGAACAAGGUGGACCUGGAGAGCGAGAGGGAGGUAUCGUCCAGCGAGGGCCAGGCGCUGGCCGAGGAGUGGGGCUGCCCGUUCAUGGAGACGUCGGCCAAGAGCAAAACCAUGGUAGACGAACUGUUUGCUGAGAUUGUUCGGCAGAUGGACUACGCCGCCCAGCCGGACAAGGACGACCCCUGCUGCUCCUCUUGCAAUAUACAAUAACCCCGGGGGCCUCGAGGAAAAAGGGCCAGGGAAAAAAGUCUACUUAGAGGAAGCUACUACGACUACGCCGCAGAGAGACACACGCUCAGACAUGCACAUGCCAAUUAAACGGAAUUCAUGGUUGAACGCAAUGGAUGUUAACUCUAUGGAGCAUAAAAUCUGCAGUGACAUGAUUAUUAGUGAUGACAUGUGAGUAAUGAAUACGUUUUGAAUGAGGAAUGCUGCAAGAGAAAUUGAUAAACGACAAAAAGGAACAUGCCCUCGCCUUAUUUUACUUUCCUCAGUUGUUUUUAAACUUUCAUCAGCAAAGAAUCACCUGUCAGGAUCUCUACACUUAAACAAUGUGAUAUGAAUGAGUGGAUUUUAUUUUUCUCCAGGUUUCGUCUGUUUCGCACAAAACACCAACAUGCAUUUGUUUUCCGUUCCCAUGAGUAGCUACUGUUCACUGACCCAAUAACAGAUUUCUGGGAUGUUUUUCAAACUGUAUUUUUAAUUUGCAGUAUGUAAAAUAGGAGUUUCUGUUCAUCAUAGGGCUGAACCAAAGAGGUGAAAUGAAAGCACCUCCAUUUUCUUACAUAUAUAUUUUUUCUUCCUCAGCCGUUAAAAAAAGGAAUUGAGAGAAAAAGGUAGAUGAGUCAGUGUCUUUCUUCUAACAUGAAAUUCUUUCCUUUUUUUUCUCACUUUUGAGAUUUAAUAGUUUAAGUAAAAUAACGCAAUCACAUAUGCGAUUUUAUUUCUUUUUUGGUUUUCCUCUUUAGUACGUCUCUUACAGCAGAUUGCAACAAAGACUUCUGAUGUCAGUGUUUGAGUCUCUCUACAGUCGAUCUCUCCAAACUCCUUUCACAACAUUUAAAGUGAAGAUGCCAACAUUUGCCAUACUUAACAUUUUCCUUUUAUUUCUCCUCCAGUAUCAGUAUGAACUGGGCUGCUCAAGAGUUUUCCAAUCUCAUGUGCUCAGAGUUUUCAAAUCAAUAGUAAGAACUAGUAACGACAAAGGCGAUGAUCCUGAGAAUAAUAAAUGGUAGUGUAAAUAUUUUGUAUUGAAAGUGCCAGCUCCUGUGAAGACACUGACUCAACACGUGGAAUUGUCAACUGUAUGCAUGGCUAGUAAACAAACAAAAAAAGGACUCUAAUCGUUCGAGAUUAACAUCGGCUGUGGAAAUGUGCAAACCAAACACACACACACACGUCUGGAUCCGGACAUUGUUUCAACUGUACAUCUACGUUGCCACGGGAACCUGACUCUCCCCGUGUGACCAUUUUCAUUGUUGAUUUUAUAUUUUUUUAUGUGACCAUUUACUCUUUAUUCCCUCUCUAAAUGGUGACGCUGUUACAUUUGACACCUAAACAAUAAAAGUGCGUUCAACACUCAA